GGAUGCGCUUUGCUGUUGCUUCUGUAGCUGACGAGCUCGCCUUUGCUGCUGAUGUCUUUUAAAACACAAAUGACACCACACUUUGUUGUACACACACUAAAUACAGAAAAAUGUGAAAAAAUGAAAAAUAUUUUCAUUGCAAGUUAAAAUUGAACGGAAAGUGUUUAUUUUUUAAAGUUUUUAUAAAUUUAUUUGUAAAUACCAACGAAAUGUGUUAAGAUUAUAGUUUUUUACGGGGAAAACGUUAUUAUCGAAAAAGUGGUAGCGAAAAUUUUGUGCUGCCGAGGAGAGGAGGAUAUACGCAAGGAUUAAAGUACAACGAAUUCAUUUUUUAUACCUGGAAAAAGUUUCUAUGCUAGAGUUAGCAAGCAGAUGGAGAUAAAAUAUUGAGGAACGCUGACAAUUUUAGAAUUUACAUUAUAAUUUAUUUAAACCAGUUUUUGCAAAAUAUUAAAAAAAAAAUUUCUUAGAAAAAAAAAGCAAGAAAGGAAAAUCGUCUGAGUGUUUAAAGGCUUUAAAUUUUUUUAAAGCAGUUUUCCGCACAAAUGAAUAUGCUACACACCUUUAGCGGUGGCGAUAAUUGCGAUUCUGAAUUAAAGGAACGCCUUAUCGCCACCGUAAAAAAGGAAGUAAAACAAUUGAUGGAAGAGGCUGUUACCAAAAAGUAUAUACAUGAGGAAAGUAGUUCAGUAACUUCACUUUGUGGAGCUGUAGAGGCAUGUCUCAGUCACGGUUUGCGUCGACGUGCUUUGGGGCUUUUCAAGACCUCGUCGACUACUGCUCUUAUACAGAAAAUAGCUAAGACAUGUCCAGAAGCAGAUUAUGUAAGUCGACGCUUGUUAGAGAUCGAAUUAGCAAAUGAAUGCAAUACAAUUGCUGGUAAACGUUCAUGUUCGAGCAGCGAUAGCAUCAUUAAACCGAAGCUAUUGAGCAAGGGUAGCAGCAGUUCGGUUACAACGAUUAAUACUAUGUCAUCAGGAACAUCGGUUUCAGCACCUGUCGUCAAGUACCUGUGGAUACGCUUGGCAUUAUAUGAAAAGCGCUUAUCUAAAAUUAUAGAACAUCUCGUAAAUAAUGCAAAUAAUUAUUAUGAUCGAGACGCUUUAGUUGCGGAUCCAGAUUUUGGUUCUAUUUUGAGUUCACUAUUAGUUGGUCCAUGCGCUUUAGAAUUCACUCGCGCUAAAACCGCUGAUCAUUAUUGGUUAGAUCCACAUGCAGAUGAAUUGGUUCAAAGACAUCGUAUUAGUUCAGGCAAUCGCACACCACCGACCUGUCAUCGUCCUAUUAUCAAUUUUAAACGCAGUCUGCAUACAAGUUCGGAAGAUACUAGCAGUGGUUCAUUUAAGGCUAGUUCACCAGCUAGUGUAGCAAAGGACUAUGUUGAGUCCCUACAUCAAAACUCUAGAGCAACUUUAUUGUAUGGCAAGAAUAACGUUUUGGUUUUACCUAAGGAUGUUAGUGAAGCUAUGCCUGGUUAUCUUAGUCUACAUCAAACCAUACAAUCAUUAACUAUUAAGUGGACACCGAAUCAGUUAAUGAAUGGUUACAAUGAUGCCGACGGUACCGAUAAAAGUUUCUAUUGGGCAUAUGCUUUAAAUAUUAAUGUCGAUGAAAUUGUAUAUGUACAUUGCCACCAAAAUCGUGGCGAGGAUACUGGUGGUACUAUUAUACUCGUAGGACAAGAUGGUGUACAACGUCCUCCAAUACAUUUUCCAGAAGGUGGCCAUAUGCAAUCAUUUUUAAGUUGUUUGGAGACUGGUUUGUUACCACAUGGCCAGUUAGAUCCACCAUUAUGGUCACAACGUGGUAUGGGUAAAAUGUUUAAUUGGCCUAAAAGUGUUAGACGUCGCAUAUUACCAUCUGUUAUGGAAUCUGCAGAUGAGACACCAAUCGAUUAUGUCUUCCGUGUUGUCAGCAAAAGUCAACAUGAAGAAUUCUUGGCCACACAUCCCAUACUAGAGCUUGGACGUACUAGUCCAAGACGUAAGCAUUUAGGUAGUUGCUCAACUACUGGUAGUAGCGAGUGCUCUAGUAAGAGUCUAUCACUAGAGCACAGCAUAACAGACCCACCGCUGAUUCAGGGCAGUCAAACUGCAAGUAUAGAACUCGUUUGUUCCACUAUGCGUAGGCAAAUAAUAUCACGGGCUUUCUAUGGUUGGCUAGCUUAUUGCAGACAUUUGUCAACUGUGCGCACCCAUUUAUCAGGACUAGUAAAUGGACGUAUUACACCAGAUUUAGGUGUAGAUGAAGAGGGCUUAACCAAAGAAAUAUGGGAAGCAAUGCAUACGGAUGGCGUCAUAACAAGUGAUAUGGAUGUCUUCCGGUUGGUUUACUUUGGUGGUGUACAACAUGAGAUACGAAAAGAAGUUUGGCCAUAUUUAUUGGGACAUUACAGUUUUGGUUCAACACCUGAGGAACGCGCUAAACAUGAUGAAACCUGUAAACAUUAUUAUGAGACCACAAUGAGUGAAUGGUUAGCAGUGGAGGCUAUAGUACGUCAGCGAGAGAAAGAAAAAACUGCACAAGCAAUGGCAAAAUUAACAGCUGAGAAGAACAAACAUGCUCAGGAAGCUGGCAGACGUGUUAGUCGUCAAACGGAAAUGGAUGCUGAUGAUUUGGAUAAUGACGUUUUUGAAGAUCACGAUUUCUCAGACAUAUCUGAUCCCGGUGAUGACUAUGAUGAGGAAAUGCGUAUAGAAAAUGAAGAAAAUAUGGAAAUGGAUGAUUUAGCCAAUGAAAGGGAUAAAAAAAGUAGUACCACCGAUUCCGGUAAUGGUGAGGAGGAAGUCUGUGCUGAUAUCGUCGAUACUGAAGUUGGAAUUGAGGCGCAAGAAAAUGAAUAUUUACAGUCAACAGAAUUAGAAACUGAAGCAGAAAAGCAAAGCGAACAAAUUCUUGUUGAAUUUGAAAACAUUGAUGACAUGGAACCGUUGACUUUACAAGAAAAUUGUUUUGCUGCUGAUUCAGAAGUUGAAGCUGGUCUUACACCUGACCAUGGUGGUAUAUUGGUGUUAAGCAUUAAAAGUUCACCAUCUACUUCAUCCUAUGAAACAGUUGGUAAUGAGUUUGCUGAUAUGGUUGAUUUAAAUGCACCAAUUAAUAUUGUCGCGGAAACGGAAAUACAAGAAACAGUUGAAAUGGAAGAACCAUUAGAAGAAGAAGAAAUUCCACAAGACGUUGAAGGCGAAAAUCAACGAAUUAUUAAAUAUCAUAGCAUGGGUGAUUUGCGAACUUCAAUUGAUAAUACUGAAGAAGGUGAUGAAGAAUUGAAGCCGACACAUGCAGUUAUCAUAACUGAAGCCGCUUCCUUAGAUGCACUACAAUGUGACGAUGAACAUACUGAAGAGACAUCAAGAAAAACCAGUCUUAUGUCUCCAAUGAAUGAGGAUAUAACGGUUGUGGCAUCUUUAGAUGCACUACAAGAACCAAAAUCGGCUUGCGUUUCACCGGCAAGUUCAAAUGGUGGUGUUUAUAGUUGUGAAUUGUUAGAAAAUUUUGGUCUAAAUUUGCAUCGCAUUGAAAAAGACGUUCAGCGCUGUGAUCGAAAUUACUGGUACUUUGCUAAUGAGAACUUGGAUAAAUUGCGGAAUGUUAUAUCAACUUACGUUUGGGAGCACUUGGAUGUGGGUUAUAUGCAGGGCAUGUGUGAUUUAGUGGCACCAUUGCUAGUUAUUUUCGAUGAUGAAUCCUUGUGCUAUAGUUGUUUUUGCAAGCUGAUGGAACGGAUGAUUGAGAACUUCCCGAAUGGUGGAGCAAUGGAUAUGCAUUUUGCAAAUAUGAGAUCUCUUAUACAAAUUUUGGACUCGGAAAUGUAUGACUUGAUGGAUUCUCAUGGUGAUUACACGCAUUUCUACUUUUGUUAUCGUUGGUUCCUUUUGGAUUUUAAACGAGAAUUGGUCUAUGACGAUGUCUUUGCAACAUGGGAAGUUAUUUGGGCUGCAAAACAUGUCGCAUCUAGUCAUUUUGUGCUGUUUUUAGCCUUGGCUUUAUUGGAAACCUACCGAGAUAUUAUUUUAUCCAACAGCAUGGACUUUACAGAUGUUAUCAAAUUUUUCAACGAAAUGGCGGAACGUCACAAUUCACAAUCGAUUUUGCAAUUGUCACGUAGUCUUGUGCUACAAUUGCAGACAAUAAUUGAAAAUAAAUAAAAAGCAAAUUAUUAAAAAU
This is a messenger RNA of Teleopsis dalmanni, 4167 nucleotides long. Its product is annotated as small G protein signaling modulator 2-like. Gene Ontology annotation, biological process: activation of GTPase activity. The transcript is spliced from 13 exons. NCBI's taxonomy places the organism in Eukaryota, Metazoa, Arthropoda, Insecta, Diptera, Diopsidae. Bases 546 to 4148 code for a protein of 1200 amino acids. Gene Ontology annotation, molecular function: GTPase activator activity. The record is from RefSeq and is a predicted model, not a curated record.